Emiliania huxleyi CCMP1516 is the source of this 1407-nucleotide messenger RNA. RefSeq lists its product as hypothetical. The transcript is spliced from 6 exons. Lineage: Eukaryota; Haptophyta; Isochrysidales; Noelaerhabdaceae. The coding region runs from base 1 to 1407 and encodes 468 amino acids. The record is from RefSeq and is a predicted model, not a curated record.
AUGAGAAACCUUUCGGCCUUCCGUCGGUACUCCGAAGCGUGCUACUCGAGUAUCGCUGGAUUUGCCACCUUGAUCCAGGACGAGCACAAGAUCGAGGCACCGCCCGAUGCGGUGGCCACCCCUCGUGGGUCGACUGACCUCUUCUCCUUCUCGAGUGAGAUUCCCGACUGGCGGGGCGCCUGCGCCUCCGUUGACCGCGCCGACCUCGAGGUCGAGCAGGCCGAGCUCGAGCGGAGUGACCAGGCAUCGGCGACCCGCAGUGCACUCGCCACGUCGCCGCACUGCGGAGAGAGCGAGGCACCCGACAUGGACACGAUCGGCAGCGCUCCCUGGUACCGCCUUGUGGGUUCCCUCGUGCUCGAGUCCGGGGAGCCACCCGGCUGCUGGGCCGCCCCUGGCAUGGAGCGCGCGGACCAGGCGAUCAGCGUGGACCAGGCGAUCAGCGUGAACCAGGCGAUCAGCGUGGACCAGGCGAUCAGCGCGGAGAUCAACACGGCCGAGACGAACACGGCCGGCAGCUCUCCCCUCCUCAUCGGUGCCCUCAUGGGGUGCCUGGGCUUCUCUGUCGUGGCGCUGUCGUGGAGCGGCUCCUCGGCCAGCAAGACUGGCCCCGACAAGGUCGACGGCCAGAAGCGCUCGAGGCGCGCCAAGGAGAACGAGGUCGUGGCACUGACUGGCAGCACUCAGAUCUUCUUCUUCUUCUUCUACUUUGUCGCAAUGGUCGGCUUGUGCGGCGUGGCCUACGAGGCCUUGAACACUCGGGGGCGCGGCGCCAUGUCGGGUCUCCUAUCCGUCAACAGCAUCGUGCCCGACUCGUGUGCGGCCGACGCAGCUUGGCAGGCCCGGAGGCUGGUCGAGACGGGCCUCGUCGGCGCGGGAGCCUUGCGGCUCGGGCGAGUCGCCUCGCUCCAGCCACCCGCCGCCCAACUCCGCGUGGCCGCCGCGGCGCUGCUCGUGGGCAGGGCGGCCGCGUCGCCGCUCUCUCCGACGCCUCUUUUACCCUACAACAACGAGACGGGAUGGUCGACGCUCUGGAGCAGGACCGGCGACCAGGGCGACGAAAGGCGCGACGCGGCGGUCGCCCUGCCCGCCUCGGCGACGCAGGACCGGUUCAACAGCCGGACGGGGUCGGGCUACAGGUCGGACAUGGCGCUGAACGACCUCCGCGACUCGGUCAACAACCAAACCGGCAAGCCUGGCGACCUCGUCGUCGAGCUGCCAGAGGGAGCCCGCCUCGAGUGGGCCGUCUGCUCGCAGCUUCGCGUGCACUCCGUGCACAUGACUCUGCGGAGCGUGGGCGCCGGCGCAACCCUCGACGCCAUGAACUGCUCCCGCCACUUUGACGUCGCCUUUGGCGGCACGCUCGAGCUCGAGCGCGUGCACCUCGUCAACGGCGAUGGCGAUUGA